Anopheles marshallii is the source of this 2064-nucleotide messenger RNA. RefSeq names its product U3 small nucleolar RNA-associated protein 4 homolog (gene l(3)72Dn). Gene Ontology annotation, cellular component: 90S preribosome; small-subunit processome; t-UTP complex. The transcript is spliced from 2 exons. NCBI's taxonomy places the organism in Eukaryota, Metazoa, Arthropoda, Insecta, Diptera, Culicidae. Bases 1 to 2064 code for a protein of 687 amino acids. The record is from RefSeq and is a predicted model, not a curated record. Gene Ontology annotation, molecular function: RNA binding; protein binding. Gene Ontology annotation, biological process: maturation of SSU-rRNA from tricistronic rRNA transcript (SSU-rRNA, 5.8S rRNA, LSU-rRNA).
AUGGAUACAGACGUAGCGGACGUUUCGUGUCAACUGCACAAUGUGCAGUUCUACAAUUUAUUGCCACGCGCAAUCGUGUGCUCAUCGUUCGGUCAGGCACAGAAGAAGCUGGCACUAGCAAGGGAUGAUGGCUCGAUCGAAAUUUGGAACAUGGCAAAUGCCCAGUUCUUGGAAAAGACGAUACCCGGUGGCAAAGAAAUAUCGAUUGAAGGGCUCGCCUGGGCCGGUAAACGCCUGUUUUCCGUCAGUCUCGCCGGAACGCUGAUCGAGUGGGACCUUGCCAAGGUACCGUAUGCAAAGCAAACGAUGCUGGUAACGGGUAAUGCGGCCUGGUGCGUUGACGUUAGCAAAGACGAGCGUAUGCUUGCCGUCGGAACCGAGGGUGGCUACAUCAAUGUGUACCGGUUGGAUAACGAUGAGGUCCUGUACGAGCGCAUUCUAGACAAGCAGGAAGGACGCAUUGUGUGUUGCAAUUUCGACUACACGGGCAACUUCCUGGUGACUGGUUCGGCCGAUGCCGUGCGCGUUUGGGACGUACGCAACGGACAUGCCGUACACAAGAUGAAAACGGGCCGCAGCAACAGCAAACAGGAGACAACCGUGUGGGCGGUGUUGGUGCUGAAAGAUUUCACCAUCGUGUCGGCCGAUUCGCGCGGCAAGCUGGUUGUGUACGACGGGCAGCUUGGCACCGUACUAGAACAGCACACCGUGUCGACGGGCGAUCUGUUGUGUCUGACCCAGAAUGAGGAAAAAAACGUGAUCUUCGUCGCUGGCGUUGAACCUACGAUUCGUGUGUUUGAGCGUUUGAAAAGGAAGGACGAGAGUGGGGAUAAAAUGUUCGUGCGAUCUUACCAACGGCGAGGCCACACGCAUGACAUCAAAACGCUGACCUAUAGCGGACAGUAUCUGUAUUCGGGCGGGCUGGAUGGAUCGCUUAUUGUUACGGGUACGCAAAUUAGCAUGCUGUAUGUUCACUAUCCGUUGCUACCUUCGCCGGCUUCCAUGUUGGCCACCAGCAGUCGAUUGGUGUUGUUGAAGUACGUUAACUACUUGGAGGUUUGGACGCUGGCACCGCCCGACAAGCCAGCGCAGGGCGGGAACAAAGUGUUACAGAUUCGUAGCAAAAACGACGAACACAUUCUCUGUGCGGCGAUCUCUCCUAACGGGCGGUGGAUCGUUUAUUCGACCGAGUACACAGUUCGACUGUUCCGGUUUGAUUGCAACCGCAAUGAACCAGCCAGCUCGCAGCUGCUGCGCGUAGAAAACAUUCCCGAGCAUUUAGCGGUUUGCUAUCGGGUUGACUUUACGCACGAUUUCAACGGGCUGUUCGUGUACGAUCGUGCCGGUGGCGAUGGUACGAUCCACUACUUUAGCUGUACGGCCGAUGAAAAUGAGGAGUGGGACCACAAGCAGUCGAUAAAUGCGGGACGUUGGUUGUCGGAGACGGUGCAUCUAUCGGCCGUAUCGAACUGCAACCGGUAUCUGGUGUGUGCCGAUGUGGCUAGCUCGAUCGUAGUGUUCGAGCGUGCGGACAACACUACCAAGUGGAAACGUUCUAUUUCGCUGCCCCGCUACAAACUACCACCGACGGCUAUUGCCAUCCAACCGGACCGGACGCGGCUUGCCGUGGCAUUUUCCGACCACAAACUGUUCGUGUACGAUUUCGAUCAGUUUGCGUUCGUGUUUUCGACCUACCUUAAUCUACCAGCCACCAUCUACCCGGUAAAUGGAAUUGCCUUCGAUCCGCGCCACGAAUCAGCGAUGGUACUGCAGAAUGGUUCGCAAAUAGUGUCGCUCAGGUUUGGUCCCGACGUAGAGAAAGAACUGGAAGAACAGGAGGAGGAAUGCAAUCCUUCCAAAAAAAAGCGCCCCAUCCAAAACGGCACGUUGAAUGGGGAGGGAAGUUUAACGAAAUGCAAACUGCGCUUAGUACUGGACGCACCUCGGCUGGUUUCGAUCGGGUGGCUGGACACCAAUGAGCUGGUGGCGACACAAGCGAAUGCACUUUCGAUGGUUGAACACUUACCGGCAGCGUUCCGCAAGAAGUUAUACGGAAAGAUGUAA